Hipposideros armiger (great roundleaf bat) is the source of this 3943-nucleotide messenger RNA. RefSeq names its product scratch family transcriptional repressor 1 (gene SCRT1). Gene Ontology annotation, molecular function: DNA-binding transcription factor activity, RNA polymerase II-specific; RNA polymerase II cis-regulatory region sequence-specific DNA binding. The record is from RefSeq and is a predicted model, not a curated record. Gene Ontology annotation, biological process: regulation of DNA-templated transcription. NCBI's taxonomy places the organism in Eukaryota, Metazoa, Chordata, Mammalia, Chiroptera, Hipposideridae.
CCAGCCUCCUCCCCCGCCUGUCCAGGGGCGGCACUGCGGGCUGGGAAGCCGGGACCAGAGGAGGGAAGGAAGGAAGGAAGGAAGGGAAGAGAAGAGAAGAGAAGAGAGAAGAGGGAAGGAAGGAAGGAGAAGAAGAGAAUCCGGAGGAGCAGAGGAAGAAGCCAGACAGGCAGGCGGGAGGAGAGAGGACGGCACUCGUGAGGCAGCAUCCAAAGGCCAGAGUGGGGACCCGUGCUGCCUCAGCUGCUCCUCGGAUGGUGACGGGGCCUCGCCGCGGCCGCAGCCCCCCCGCGACCCGGCUCCGCAGGCCCACAGCGCCGGAGCCCCGCAGGAAUCAUGCCCAGGUCUUUCCUGGUCAAGAAGGUCAAACUUGACACGUUCUCCUCGGCAGACCUCGAGAGCUCCUACGGGCGCGCCCGCAGCGACCUCGGAGUGCGACUGCACGAGAAAGGAUACCUCAACGACUACGCGGGGCCCGCCUCCGUCUACGAUGGCGACGCCGAGGCGGCAUUGCUUAAAGGGCCGUCCCCGGAGCCCAUGUACGCUGCGGCCGUGCGGGGAGAGCUGGGCCCGGCGGCCGCGGGCUCGGCGCCGCCGCCCACCCCGCGCCCGGAGCUGGCCACAGCCGCGGGCGGCUACAUCAACGGCGACGCGGCCGUCAGCGAGGGCUACGCGGCUGACGCCUUCUUCAUCACCGACGGGCGUUCGCGCCGUAAGGCUGCCCACGUCAACGCCAACGCAGCCGCCGCCCCCUCAACGGCCUCGGCUGCGGCCCCCGACGGCGACGGUGGAGGUGGGGCCGGGGCGGGCGCGCGAGCUGCAGGGCCAGGGGCUGGGGGCCGGGGCGGCGCUGGCCGACACGCUUGCGGCGAGUGCGGAAAGACGUACGCCACGUCGUCGAACCUGAGCCGCCACAAGCAGACACACCGCAGCCUGGACAGUCAGCUGGCGCGGCGCUGCCCGACGUGCGGCAAGGUGUACGUGUCCAUGCCGGCCAUGGCCAUGCACCUGCUCACGCACGACCUGCGCCACAAGUGCGGCGUGUGCGGCAAGGCCUUCUCCAGGCCCUGGCUGCUGCAGGGCCACAUGCGCUCCCACACCGGCGAGAAGCCCUUCGGCUGCGCGCACUGCGGCAAGGCCUUCGCUGAUCGCUCCAACCUGCGCGCGCACAUGCAGACCCACUCGGCCUUCAAGCACUUCCAGUGCAAGCGCUGCAAGAAGAGCUUCGCGCUCAAGUCCUAUCUUAACAAGCACUACGAGUCGGCCUGCUUCAAGGGCGGCGCCAGCGGCGGUGGCCCCGCAGCCCCGGCGCCCGCCGCGCCGCCGCAGCUCAGCCCUGUGCAGGCCUAGGGCGGCGGUGCCUCCGUCAGCCGGGUCGGCUCUCAGCAAUACGGGCCCCCAGGGAAGUCUCCGCGGGCGCUCGGGCGGAGGGGCCGGAGGGUGGGCCCCUCCUCACAGCAAUAGGGGGAGGGGGCCCGGCCCGGCCCCACCCGCCGGGGGCCUUGCCGGCCCCUUCAAGCAAUAGGGUCCCGAGGGGAGACCCAUCCCGAGCCCCCUCCCUUCCCCUCCAGGGUGCCCCAGGCUUUUUCCCAGCAAUAGGGUCGAGGAGACCCAGGAUCGAACCUCAUCUCCGAGUUAGGUUUCUGAAGACGGGGGUGGGGUGAGGUAGGGAGCGCCCCCUCCUCCCUCCUCUGCGCCCCUGGAUCGCGUCGCAGAGACUCAGGUCUUCCCCACCCCUUCCCAAGCCUUCCAGGGCCAGGCCUGCGGCCUAGACGUCCAGGGAGCCGGUCCCUCCCCGGCAGCAGACCCAGGGAGGAGCAGGAGGGUGGCCUGCAGAGGCGAUUCUAUUCCUCAGUCUUACCUGAACCCCGGGAGUGUUAGACACGUUGGGGAUCGGGGAGGGGGGCGGACAGCGGCACCCCUUUCCCUCGGGUUUCUUCUGGGGCCUCAGUCCGAGCCGCUCUCUUUCCCUCGCCUCGCAUCCUCUGCCAAAUCCGAAUUCUUCCAGCCCAGAUUCCAGGGCUCUGUCCUCCAUAACGAAUAUAAUGACACAUAUCGAAUCGCAUGGACUUAUCCGACCUCCUCAGACCCCGUUCCUGCCCUGCCCCGGGGCCCCCUCCCUCGUACCCGGGCAUUCGGUGUUGGAGGACGGAUUCCUGGGGCCCGGCAGGCAGGCCUGGGCACGGCCCUCUACACACCUCUCUGUAUUUGCUUUGCGGGUAAAGCCCCCUGGGGGGGUUGCGGAUGCGUCGGGUUUCUUUCUUUCUGUAUUUGUACGUUUUAUUUAUGAACGGAUUGCACUCGGGUCAGGGAAGGGGCGCUGAGGCCGCAACCUUCCCGCCGACGCCCGGGGCUUGGGAUGUCCAGGAUCACUUUCCCCGCCCCUGAACCCCGCCUCCACCUGGGCUCCGCCUCCUGGGAGCCUCAGGCCCCGCCUCUCAGAGGCCGGCCCCUCCCCCGAGCCUCAGGCCCCGCCCCCACAGUUGCCAACUUUCGCCCGUCUAUGCCAAAGCCUCGGCGGCGACCCCGCCCCAAGGGCCCGCCCCAUUGGCCGUCGCCUUUGUGACGUCACUGCAUGCAGCCCCAACCCUCCUCCUAUCCCUUCCCGGGGCUGCCCGCUCCCUCCCCCACUUAGUUAGUCUGAUGCCGACUAUAGAGCAAUAAUGCGCACUGCAUGCGAAGCUGCCGCCGCCUCUAGAGUUACUGAGAAUCAGGUAUUCCCCUGCCCUACCCACCCCAUAGGCCCCUAGAUCAGGGACGCUGCGCGGGGCCGGACGCGCAGACUUUCUUCCCCCUCCUAUUCCCUAUCCCCCCACCCCACGGCAGAGCCCGGCGGUAUAAUGAUUCCAGGGGCAGGGGCGGUGUAAUUGCCUCCAAGACCCCUUCCUCAGUCGUCCAUCACGUGCCGACCGUUCAUUGGGUACCUGCUAUGUGCCAGGGCCGCGGCGACCUGCCGAGGUGUGCAUAUUCGUGACGGGCGUGACGGGCUUGGGUGCGCCAGGGACGGCCGCAGAUGCAGAGAGAGAGAGGCCGGGUCCUUACACCCAACCUGGCGCCUCCCCUCCGCCCCAGCACCCCACCCCAGUCCAGUGUUGGGCGCAGUCCGGCUCUGCCUUUGACUUGGGCCUGGCGUUCUCAGCUCGGGUGGCACAGACCUGGGGCCAAGGCCCAGGGCCGCCCAUAUCGACUCCCAGUUCUUCCAUCCCCUAACUACUGGCUCUGCCGUGUUCGUCCAGAGCCCUAGGCUAAACGGAAAGGUUAUGACUUGGCCAGCCCCAUCCCCGUGGGAACCAAGCCCCGCUGCUGCCCAGCUACACCCGCAGAGGCGGACCCGAGGGCCCGGCAGAGCAGGGCCCAUGUCCCAACCCCCCACAUCCCAGCUCUGUACCCACACAGCUCCCAAGCCGGGGCCUGCCCGCCUGUGCCGGGCAUACCCGCAUGCACACGCACACACAGGCGCCCCAACCUACCCCCCCACGCCUGUCUACCUACCUAAGGAGAAGGCCAGAGGGCCGUGGGCAGGCCAGGGUCUCCCGCUUCACCCCACACCCCGCCGCCGUGGAAAGCCAUGGGCCCCCUCCCGCCCCCAUAACUAAGCAGCACAAUAACCGACUUAGCGAAUUCAGGUAGAAGGAACGUUUAGGUAGCACCUAUUUUGUACUGAUUCUACGAGUAGGGCCCGAGAUGCGGGGCCCUCGGGUGGGGGCUGCGGCCACCGGCCCGCCUCGCCCCCACCCCCGCCUGCGCCCCGCCGCCUUGUACAUACUCCCACCCGGAAUAGGCCGGGUUUUUUACUCGGGCCGCGCCUCUCUUCCGCCCCCGUUUGGGGCCGGGCCGGCCGGACAGACGGACGGACGGACAGACCUCCUUCCUAAGCACAAUAGCACCAGCUCCCCGGAGCGCCGCACCUCCACGAGGAGAAUAAAUGCCACUCUUGAUAGAA